Messenger RNA from Epithele typhae, 2244 nucleotides. RefSeq names its product U3 small nucleolar RNA-associated protein 6-domain-containing protein. The transcript is spliced from 10 exons. The record is from RefSeq and is a predicted model, not a curated record. NCBI's taxonomy places the organism in Eukaryota, Fungi, Basidiomycota, Agaricomycetes, Polyporales, Epitheliaceae. The coding region runs from base 1 to 2244 and encodes 747 amino acids. Gene Ontology annotation, molecular function: protein binding; snoRNA binding. Gene Ontology annotation, biological process: maturation of SSU-rRNA from tricistronic rRNA transcript (SSU-rRNA, 5.8S rRNA, LSU-rRNA). Gene Ontology annotation, cellular component: small-subunit processome; Pwp2p-containing subcomplex of 90S preribosome.
AUGGAGCGCGUACAGUUCCAGCAAGAGCAGAUGCUCGCAGAGCUGAAGGACCUCGUCCAGAAAGGUCUCUUCACUCAAAAAGAAGCAAAGCAGAUCAUGCAGAAACGCACUGCGUUCGAAACUGCACUUGUUCGUCGGAUUCCGAAGAAGAGCGACUUCCUCCGUUAUGCAACCUACGAGAUGAGCUUGGAGACAUUACGAAGACAGCGUGCCAAACGUCUCAACCUCGAAAAGGGUUCGCCUACUAUCUCCGACUACGCCCUCGUUCGACGGCAGUUCCAGAUCUUUGAGCGCACCUUGAAAAAGUUCAAGGGUGAUGUGGGUUUGUGGAUCCAAUACAUCCAAGUCGCGAAAAAGGAGGGCGCGAGGUCUUUAGUGGGGCGUAUCACUGCAAGAGCCCUGCAACUCCACCCCGGUGUGCCGUCUCUCUACGUGUUCGCUGCGUCCCACGAGUUGGAGCACCUUUCUCCCUCGGCCGCGCGGGCACUACUGCAACGGGGCCUCCGAUUGAACGCCAACAGCGUCGAGAUGUGGCGGGAAUACGUGCGAAUGGAGCUCGGGUUCGUGGAAAGUUUGCGCCGGCGAUGGGGAGUCCUAGGGAUCGACGUCAAGGGAAAGGGCAAGGAGGUGGGAGCGGACCACGCCACGGGUACGGAUGGUGGAGCGAACGACCCUUGGGCCGGGCUGGGAGACGAAGAUGCGGAGGCUGUUGGCAACACGUUGCCCAUGGACGUCGACCCAGAGGAAGCUGAUGAAGACGAAGCCGCACGGAGGGAAAUCAUGAACGGGGCGAUUGUGCGGUCGGUCAUCUCGAGCGCGGUCAAGGCGAUAACCAAGGUCGAAAUGUUCGUCGCACUUCAUGAACUAAUAUCGACAUACCCUUCACCUCCUCCCCUCAAAGAAUCGCUCCUCGAUCACCUGCAUGAUCUCCUUCACAAGACUCUACCUUCUCACCCUGCCGCGAUAAAAUUAUCCUCAACACGGCGACUUACCCCUGAUCUUUCCGGCGAGCCGCUCCAACUUUCGGCGAACGUGAGAAAGGCCGUGGAUGAUGGCGUUCCAGGCCUCGCCGACGUGUACUCGGAUUUCCUACUAGAGUGGUGCGAGAAGGACGUUGAUAACAGCCUGAAAGCCUACUUGAUCACCCCGGCUCCACCUGUACUAGUGGCGGCACACAUACGGUUGCUCGUGACAUAUCACGCGUCCCUUGGAUCUGCUUUACUGCCCCCCAAGGUGAACACGCCUGACGGAAUCCUUCGCGCUUCACGUAGGCACACUACCAAGACACCCGCAAGCGCAACCGUAUGGCAAGCACGUUUAGACGCCGAACGCCAGUUUGCCGAGCCCGAAGCCGUCAAACGUGCAUGGGACGACGCGCGACGACAAGUCCAGGGCGAAGGAUGUCAGAAAAUUUGGUUGUGGGGUCUCGAGUCGCACAGCCUAUCACGUCUUCUGUCCCUUUCUUCCGCGGUCCCAGGAACCAAGGAAGGAAAUCUGCUCGUCGACCCAGAAGCGACCGCAGAGGUCGAGCUCCUCGAGCAAUUGCUGCACGAGAGCCAGCUUAUCCGGGAACCGGUCGUGGCGGGCGCGAUCCACGAGGAGCUCCUGAUACGGUACGCGGCAGCGUCGAACCGCGCGCUGCCGCAUCACCCGCACGCCCCGCCACGGCCAAGCUCCACGUCGGCGAUGGCGCCUCGAUCGACCCGCGUCCCCGCGAUGACGCCCGAUCGCGCGAUCUCGAGCCCUCGCACGCCUUCUCUCCGUGUGGGGACUCGCGCGUCGAACGCGGAGAGGGACGCGGAGCUCGAGGCGCGCCUCGCGCGCGUACAGAAAAUCGGCACCGCGUACCGGCCAACAGCGCGGGUGUGGGCGGAGCUCUUCGCGCAGGAGACCUCGCCCGCGCCCGCGUCACACGCGCGCAGCGGAGGUGGUGCUCCAAGUGCAGCAGAUACCGCCGGUGACGAUCCGAGGGGUUCUGGCGCCGACUAUUUUGGCGGCGACCGGCGUGUGCUUGAGGUCAUUUAUGAGCGCUGGCGGCGCUGCGACGGGGUGGCGGCGAUGUCCGCGUGGGCCGCAUGGCUACUGCGGAGUGGGGACGGCAAGGAGGCGAUUGCGGUCGUCGCUAGGGCGCGCGGAGUGUUGGGCGAACAAGACGGGUUGGAGGUGGAGCGGCGGUGGAAGCGCGUGCUCGAUGGGGACACGGCGGACGAUGGCGCGGAAGAGGAGGAUGUCGAGGAGGUGUAG